Messenger RNA from Astyanax mexicanus (Mexican tetra), 2020 nucleotides. RefSeq names its product glutathione S-transferase LANCL1-like. Gene Ontology annotation, cellular component: plasma membrane. Lineage: Eukaryota; Metazoa; Chordata; Actinopteri; Characiformes; Acestrorhamphidae. Gene Ontology annotation, biological process: peptide modification; carbohydrate metabolic process. The record is from RefSeq and is a predicted model, not a curated record. The coding region runs from base 131 to 1348 and encodes 405 amino acids. The transcript is spliced from 11 exons.
AGGUGAGCUGGUGCAGGGCGUGUUCCGGCCGGCGGGGGACAGUAGUGAGUGAUCGGCAGUGAGAGGAGAGCGGGCUGGAGAGGAGCAGAAGAAGACUGAAUAAUAACAGCGCUGCUGGGAUUUGUGAAAGAUGUCGGAGCCGAGAGCGUAUAAGAACCCGUAUCCGGACUACAGCGGUCCCGAGAGCGUGCAGGGAAUAUUCGACGCUCAUGGCAGAUUGACGGCCGCGUUUGCUGGGCGUAUCAGCAGUAAGAUCAGCGAGCUGCUGGCGGUGAUGGAGAACGGGCUGAAGAGUGCCGACCCGAGAGACUGCACAGGCUACACAGGCUGGGCAGGUAUCGCUCUGCUGUACCUGCACCUCCACACGGUGUACGGAGACCCGGCCUUCCUGCAGAGGGCGUUCGACCACGUCAGCCGCAGCCUGAAGUGUCUGACCGGGAGCCGGGUCACGUUCCUGUGCGGGGACGUCGGGCCCCUCGCCGUGGCUGCUGUGGUGUACCAUCGCCUGCAGAGGCCCCAGGAGGCAGAGGAGUGUAUCAACAGGGUGCUGCAGAUGCACAGGACCGUGGUGAAGAGCACCGGAAACUUACCCAACGAGCUUCUGUACGGCCGAGUGGGCUACCUCUACUCCCUCAUCUUCAUCAACCAGCAGCUUCAGCAGGAGGUCAUCCCCGCCCAGUACAUCCAACAGGUCUGUGAUACGGUCUUGGCUUCGGGUCACAAUCUGUCUCAGAGGAUGAGGAUUGUAGAGCAGAGCCCGCUGAUGUACGAGUGGUACCAGGAGCAGUACGUGGGUGCUGCCCACGGCCUGACGGGCAUCUACUACUACCUCAUGCAGCCCGGCUUCAUGACGGAUGAGGGCAGGUUGUUGGCGCUGGUGAAGCCCAGCGUGGACUUCGUGUGUCGGCUAAAGUUUCCCACGGGGAACUACCCCCCGUGCGUCGGAGACGAGCGUGACCUGCUGGUGCACUGGUGCCACGGCGCUCCUGGAAUUAUCUACAUGCUGCUGCAAGCCUAUAAGGUGUUUGGGGUGCAGCAGUAUCUGGAGGACGCAGUGCGCUGUGGGGAGGUGGUCUGGCAGAGGGGUCUGCUGAAGAAGGGCUACGGCCUGUGCCACGGAGCCGCGGGCAACGCCUACUGCUUCCUGUCCCUCUACAAACUCACCCAGGACCCCAAGUACCUGUACAGGACCUGCAUGUUUGCAGACUGGUGCAUGAACUAUGGGAAACAUGGCUGCCGGACUCCGGACACACCUUUCUCUCUCUUUGAAGGAAUGGCUGGAACGAUCUACUUCCUCGCUGAUCUGCUGCAGCCGCUGGCUGCCAAGUUCCCAGCGUUUGAGGUGUAAAAAGAGAACAAGGUCCGCCGCCACAGGUCACUGGUACUGUGAAGCACCAGCUGAUCAGAUGGUAUUAAGUAGUGCUUUGCAACAAAAAGCCUGAAGCCUGGAUCUGGAGCAUCGCUAACUUCAGAACUGUGACACUCUAAACCGCUCUCCAUUCUACUUCUUCUGCAUGCCUCCAGUUCACGGGAACUUCACGUCUUACUGGAACCGCCAAACCGCUGGGGUUUUAACGGGGUGGUAAGCACUUACUGUUGCACUUAAUGUUGGGCGUAGGUCUUUGUAACGGAUAGUUUAUUGAUAUAUAUCAGUUGUUUUCAGUAAAACAGACGAGUGUUAUUUUUGUAUUAGUGCCAUCCCUGCUUCCUCUUUACCGAUCCUCUCACAGUAAACGUACUUUUGUGUUGGCGUUAACGUAACUUCGUAACUUUGCUUUGCACUAAGACCGCCGAGGUCUUUAUCUGGACCAGGCGUCGCUUGAUGAUCAUAAUUGACUUUAGAGGACUCGUAACUCAGCGCAACGCAACGCAGUGCUAGCUGUUUGUCACAAUAGUUAAAAGAACUUGUUUCUAAUGUUCCUCUACGGGGUUUUUCCUUUUUUCUUUUGCGUUCUUUCUUUCCUUCUACCAAUGCUGUUCACUUUCAUCUGCUCAGUAAUAAACUGUAAAGUGAGAAGAA